UGCUCGCGCCGUGUGAUGUCAGAUGUGUUUCCGCGGAGGAUUGUGGGAAAGAGUCUCUCUCCGGCCAAAAUGUCUGAUAUGGAAGAUGAUUUCAUGUGCGAUGAUGAGGAGGAUUACGACCUGGAGUAUUCAGAGGACAGCAACUCUGAACCCAAUGUUGAUUUGGAGAAUCAGUACUACAACUCCAAAGCCCUCAAAGAAGAUGAUCCUAAAGCAGCCCUGAGCAGCUUUCAGAAGGUGCUGGAACUGGAAGGAGAAAAGGGAGAAUGGGGCUUUAAAGCACUGAAACAGAUGAUUAAGAUCAACUUCAAACUAACAAAUUUUCCUGAAAUGAUGAACCGGUACAAACAGCUGUUGACGUACAUACGUAGUGCUGUAACAAGAAAUUAUUCAGAGAAAUCUAUCAACUCUAUUUUAGAUUAUAUUUCAACUUCUAAACAGAUGGACUUGCUACAGGAGUUUUAUGAAACCACUUUGGAUGCUUUAAAAGAUGCCAAAAAUGACAGACUUUGGUUUAAAACCAACACCAAGUUGGGGAAGUUGUACCUGGAAAGAGAAGAAUUUGGAAAGCUGCAGAAGAUUCUCAGACAGUUGCACCAGUCAUGUCAGACGGAUGACGGAGAGGACGACCUGAAGAAAGGCACUCAGCUGCUGGAGAUCUACGCUUUGGAAAUCCAGAUGUAUACGGCACAGAAAAACAACAAAAAGCUGAAAGCCCUUUAUGAGCAGUCGCUACACAUCAAAUCAGCCAUCCCACAUCCACUCAUAAUGGGAGUCAUCAGAGAAUGUGGUGGUAAAAUGCAUUUGAGGGAGGGUGAGUUCGAGAAGGCCCAUACAGACUUUUUCGAGGCGUUUAAGAACUACGACGAGUCGGGAAGCCCCAGACGAACAACUUGCCUGAAGUAUUUGGUCUUGGCCAACAUGCUGAUGAAGUCUGGAAUCAAUCCGUUUGAUUCUCAAGAGGCAAAACCUUACAAAAAUGACCCAGAAAUCUUAGCAAUGACGAACCUGGUAAGUGCCUACCAGAAUAAUGACAUCACAGAAUUUGAAAAGAUCUUAAAGACGAACCACAGCAACAUAAUGGCCGACCCCUUCAUCAGAGAACAUAUUGAGGAAUUGUUACGAAACAUAAGAACACAGGUUCUCAUCAAAUUGAUCAAGCCUUACACUAGGAUACACAUACCUUUUAUUUCAAAGGAAUUAAACAUUGAUGUGGCAGAUGUGGAAAGUUUGCUUGUGCAAUGCAUUUUAGACAACACGAUCAAUGGUAGAAUUGACCAGGUUAACCAGCUGUUGGAACUGGAUCACCAAAAAAGAGGCGGAUCCCGAUACACCGCUCUGGACAAAUGGACCAAUCAACUGAACUCUCUCAACCAGGCCAUUGUUAGCAAGCUGGCUUGACAUUGACGGUCUGGAAAAACAAGUUCACCCAUGAAGCAGCUGGUUGACUGAAGGCUGCCAGUGACAUUUAAUAACUUCAAGCCUUUCUUCCCCCAUCACUGAUUGACAUGAAGGGGAGCUUCAUUUGGCUAGUUUGUAUUUUUACAGCUGUAGUCACUUAAGUCAGUUUUAAAUAUCUUUAACAAAGCAGAAGUUCCCACACGAUGUCUGCUCAACUGGAUUGUUGAAGUCUUUAAUAUAAAAAUGUUCCCGAUGUGGUCGCAUCUUCUAUAAACAUUUUACUUUAGCGGCACCUAUUGGCACUUGGUUAUGAAACAUUUAAACGGCCUGCCGCGUACGUUUUUCUUUAAUGGGAUUUGUGAGGACAUGCUGUGUGAAAUCGAAGAGUUUAUCUGUCUCUGUCACAGUCGGCAUGUUUUAUGUUGUGCAUAGAAUUCAGGUGAUGAGUUUAAUGUAGAUGCACCACAGCACAAGCGUAUUAUAAAAUGCAGUCGUUGCUAGAAUUCCUCUUGCGAAACAUUACAGAUCUAUUGAAAAUGUAAUGUCGGCUGAGCUAUUCUGUUUCACUUCGAACAACAAAAAUAAAAGUCUGUUGCUUC
This is a messenger RNA of Triplophysa rosa, 2000 nucleotides long. It is a transcript of the gene cops2, whose product is annotated as COP9 signalosome subunit 2. The transcript is spliced from 13 exons. The record is from RefSeq and is a predicted model, not a curated record. NCBI's taxonomy places the organism in Eukaryota, Metazoa, Chordata, Actinopteri, Cypriniformes, Nemacheilidae. Gene Ontology annotation, biological process: protein deneddylation. Gene Ontology annotation, cellular component: COP9 signalosome. Bases 16 to 1401 code for a protein of 461 amino acids. Gene Ontology annotation, molecular function: protein binding.